AUGGCUCUAGCGCUGCAGUCCCGAGUCUCUGACUUUUUUGCCGUCGACAUUCACCCGGCGGCAAGGAUCGGGAAGGAGGUUCUGUUCGACCACGCCACAGGAGUGGUCGUGGGCGAGACAACGGUGAUCGGGAACAACGUGUCGAUCCUGCACCACGUUACCCUCAGCACGGCGGGGAUUGAGGAGAGGAUCUGGAUCCGAUUCGCGACCCGACAGGGAGAUCUGGUCUCACCGCUAGAAGUGCUGAAGCCGAAGGCGUCGUCGAAACCGGAGCCGGUGGUGAGGACGAGGAAGAUGAGGGCGGAGAGAGCGAGGAUGAGGCCGAGGCCGAGCCAGGACCUUGCUGUGGUGGUUUUGGAGGCGAGGAAAUCUUGA
This is a messenger RNA of Linum trigynum, 375 nucleotides long. The record is from the annotation of a GenBank genome assembly. NCBI's taxonomy places the organism in Eukaryota, Viridiplantae, Streptophyta, Magnoliopsida, Malpighiales, Linaceae.